Messenger RNA from Vicia faba (fava bean), 336 nucleotides. The record is from the annotation of a GenBank genome assembly. NCBI's taxonomy places the organism in Eukaryota, Viridiplantae, Streptophyta, Magnoliopsida, Fabales, Fabaceae.
AUGAUGUCCGAUGAUGAUAUUUCUCUUGAGUGGAUUGGUUACUACACGAGCAUCUUCAAAGUGAUCCAUCCGACAUCACUUGCCACCGUUCCAGAAAAUAAUGUUGAUAGAUACCUGGAGUGGUAUAAUCGUGUGUCAAAUCCUAGGUUGGUGCCACCCCCACGUGAUUCCAUUAGAGUGGUUCUAAUUUCUGCUUAUGAAGUAGAACCAUCUGAUCCUGCAUUGGCUCGUGUCUCCACUUUGAUUCAUUGUUAUCUCCGACAAAAUGAAGAUGACUCACAUGAUCUGCAGUUUGCUGAUUUAUUUAAGGCUUUACGCAUUUCUCGUUAUGGUUGA